This is a messenger RNA of Cydia amplana, 1962 nucleotides long. It is a transcript of the gene NfI, whose product is annotated as nuclear factor 1 X-type. The record is from RefSeq and is a predicted model, not a curated record. Gene Ontology annotation, cellular component: nucleus. Gene Ontology annotation, molecular function: RNA polymerase II cis-regulatory region sequence-specific DNA binding; DNA-binding transcription factor activity, RNA polymerase II-specific. Bases 125 to 1885 code for a protein of 586 amino acids. The transcript has 14 exons. Gene Ontology annotation, biological process: regulation of transcription by RNA polymerase II. Lineage: Eukaryota; Metazoa; Arthropoda; Insecta; Lepidoptera; Tortricidae.
ACAAUAAUGAAAAAUCCCAAAACAUUUCCCGCCGCAGCCCUACCCUCGGGGCGGGGCGUCCCGAUCCCUCUCGCCAGUCUGUCGCGGCCCGCCGCGGAGGCAGCACGCGAUGCCUUAGCGUAUUAUGUUCCUCCCCGACCUACCGCGAGCCUGUAUGGUUGACGACGUAGCUACCUACCUCCAGGCGCCCUCCUCGGGACAGGACGAGUUCCAUCCGUUCAUAGAGGCCCUGAUGCCCUUCGUGAAGUCCUUUUCGUACACAUGGUUCAAUCUACAAGCGGCGAAGCGGAAAUAUUAUAAGAAACACGAAAAACGAAUGAGCCUUGAAGAGGAGCGGCAUACGAAGUAUGAAUUACAGAACGAAAAGGCAGAAGUUAAACAAAAAUGGGCGUCGCGGCUGUUAGGCAAGUUGAGAAAGGACAUCACACAGGAUUGUCGGGAGGAUUUCGUCCUGAGCAUCACGGGGAAAAGGCCGGCGGUGUGUGUGCUCUCCAACCCAGAUCAGAAGGGCAAGAUGAGGAGGAUAGACUGCUUGAGACAGGCCGAUAAGGUGUGGCGCCUAGACCUAGUAAUGGUAAUACUAUUCAAAGCGAUACCCCUCGAGAGCACAGACGGUGAACGCUUAGAGAAACACCCUGAAUGCGCGCAGCCAGGUCUCUGCGUCAACCCAUACCACAUCAACGUGUCAGUGAGAGAACUAGACCUGUACCUGGCCAACUUCAUCAACAGCUAUGAUAUCCUAAGUGGCUCUCUUUCACCCAACCCGCGGGAGAAAGAGAACGAACACGACGCCAAGAGCAAAGGCUAUAGCCACAAUCCGUACAACGGAGUAAUUUGCAACGAUAUUAUUCUAGCGACCGGCGUCUUCUCAUCGAAGGAACUCUGGAAGCUGUCCAAAGCCUCAAUCCUCCAAGAAACGGGUUCGGAGUCCCCAAGCGGCUCAGGCGGCAUAAAGCUCGAGUCGGGGUACUACUGUGGGUACAAUAGUCCCGCGCCGCCCGCGUUCGAGCCUCCUGCUGAGCGAGCCACGCCUUCCAUGCUGGUUGGACAAUGCUUCAGUAUCCCUCCCAGUUCAGCGGGUCUCAGCCAAGCCCCGCUGGUGUCAUCCAACACCAUAUUCUACCAGCACCCACCGCCGCCCACCGACACACAUCCAACUGCCUCAGACGCGUUGAGCAGCCACCACAGCGCCAAAUACGACGGGACGCCGCAGGACUCACUCGGAGACUUCGUGACCUUCGUCUGUCAGGAGCCUACGGAUAUUCAGCAACUACAGGUUCACGGCCUCUCCCGAAGUCCGAAGCCGGCAUACUUCAGCAGCUCGAUGCUGCCGCCGGCGCCGCUGCCGCCCAUGGCGCGGCCCGUGGCCAUCAUACGGUCCACAGCGGCCCGCGAGGACUACAUGGCGCUGUCGUCGCUCCCCGCGAGCGAGCUCAGCUCCCCGCCGUCCCCGGAGCGCUCCCCGCCCGCCUCCCCGCGCCGCCGCUCGCCGCACUACCGCGCCGACUGCCCGCCGAUAUCGCACUACAACCACUUCUCGCAGCCCCAGCAGGUGUUCAGCUACGGGCCGCUGGGCGGCGUGGGGCUGACGGGCGGCGCGGGGGGCGGGGGCGGGGGCGCGUCGCCGCCGGGGGGGCUGGGCCUGUACCCGCGCGCCCCGCCGCGCGCCGCCGUCAGAUGGAACGCGCCAUUCCCGACUCUGGAGGAGGAAUUCAACAUUAUGACUGCGCCCGCGGGGCCCGACCAUGUCGUUCUAUUGGACGAUGAACGCUUCUUCCAAUCAAACGUGAUAACCUCCGAAGCGACGGCGAUGGACACGGCGGCCGUCGCCGUCGACUCCGAGGACAUCGCGCCGGACAAAGCGCCGGACCUGCGCUCGCCGUGAUCCGCAGCGUCGGCGGCGCACGCGGCGGCGGCGGCGUCGUGCGAGCGCGCCGCCGCCGAGCUGGACGCGCACACGGU